Rhopalosiphum padi (bird cherry-oat aphid) is the source of this 2394-nucleotide messenger RNA. Its product is annotated as zinc finger MYM-type protein 1-like. The transcript is spliced from 7 exons. Gene Ontology annotation, molecular function: protein dimerization activity. Bases 1 to 2394 code for a protein of 797 amino acids. NCBI's taxonomy places the organism in Eukaryota, Metazoa, Arthropoda, Insecta, Hemiptera, Aphididae. The record is from RefSeq and is a predicted model, not a curated record.
AUGAUUAGUAAAAAUAAAACAACCGAUCCCAUGGACCCAGUAAUACCACUGCCAUCUAAUAGGCUUGAAAAAAUGGAAAGGAUUAAGAAAGGACCUUAUCAGCCAAUGAAUAUACAAUUUCCUCGAAAAACAGUAGAUGAUACAACUGACGUAGGUCAUCAUGAACAGAUGUCUGUGGUUGUACGAUAUUUUGAUAUACACUUAUUUAUGCCAGUUGAACGUUUUAUUUGUCUUAAGCGACUAUUAAGUGUUAAUUCUAAUGCCAUAUUUGCAGUGUUGUCAGAAAUCAUGUCAAACUAUAAUCUUAAUUGGGAUGAUGUGGUGUCUGUAUGUUUUGAUGGUGCUUCCACGAUGUCAGGAUGUAUUUCGGGAGUUCAAACUAAAUGUAAAGAAGAAAAUUCAAGAAUCAUGUAUGUGCACUGUUAUGCUCACUGCCUCAACCUGGUUUUAGUAGAUGCUUGUACUACUAGGAGAAAUAUACCAAUGAUAUUUGAUUUUUUUGGAGUUGUUCAAUUGUGUUAUUCAUUUAUUGAAGGUAGCGCGGUACGUCAUGCUAUUUUAGAAAAAAUAUCAAAAGAUACUAACAUGCAAUUGAAAACAUUGAAAUCGUUAUCUACUACAAGAUGGGCAUGUAGAGCAGAAGCCGUUGCAGCACUAAAGCAUAAUUACUUAGUUCUUAUCCCAGCAAUAGAAGAAAUAAUUUCUUCUACUUCAGCUACUGAUGUAUGUGCAAAAGGACGUGGUCUUCUAUUUCAAAUAAAGAGUUUUAAUUUUAUAUUAGGAUUAGAAAUUAUGCAACCAGUUUUACAAUUGAUAAAUAAAGUUAGUAAAAUGCUUCAAAAAGAAAAUUAUGAUUUACUUUCAGCUAUGGCAAAUGUAAAAGCUCUUCGUUUAGCAUUAUUAGAUAUGAGAACAGAAGUAUAUUUUAAAAAAAUAUUUGAUACAAGUGUAUCUAUAUGUAAAGAAUUGGAUGUUCCAAUUCCAUUAAUUAAUAAAAGAAAAAUCUCUUCUCACAUAGACAGUAACAAAACACAAUUUGUUCAAGAAACUAAAGAAUCAGAACUAAGAAUAUCAGCCUUUUAUCCAAUGAUAGACGUCAUGGUUCAUAGUAUUGAUGAACGAUUUAGCCAGGACACUAUGCAAGCUAUAAAUGCAGUUGAUAGUUUACUAAAUAUGGAUAUAUCGCAAACUGACCUAUAUUUUCUAUCUAAAAUGUUUCAAUGUGAUAGUGAAAAACUAGAAGUAGAAGUAAUGCUAUUAAAAAAUAAUUCUACGAUUCCAAAUAAAGACAGCUUAAGUAAUAAAAGUAAAAUCCACGAAUGGUUAAUUUGGUUGAAGUCUAAUGAUCAUUAUAAAUACUUCAACCAAUUUUUUAAUGUCAUUCAAAAGUUUGUAGUGAUCCCAGUAACAAGUUGUACUUGUGAGAGGUCUUUCUCUAAAUUAACCCUAGUCAAAUCCAAAUUAAGCUCUACCAUGAAGCAAGAGAGAUUGAAUGCUUUGAUGGUAUUGACAGUAGAACAGGAAAUGGCAGUAAAUGUUGAUGCUGAUGCUGUUAUAGACGAUUUUAAAAUAGCGGUAGAUUUUAAUAGACGAAUCAGUACUCAUUUAUGGGACCAAAAUGAAAUCGGAAAAUUGAGAUUAACUACAGCUGAUAGAGCACAAUUGGCAGAUAAGUUAUCUAUGGGCGUUCCAAUUCAAAGAGUGUUAAAUGAUGUUCGAGAUUCUGUGGAAGGAACGACAUUGAAGCGUUUACAUUUAAUAGAAAAACGAGACUUUGUUCAAUUAUGGGCAGAACAGUUAGCAAAAGGUAGUAAUAAUCCAGUUUUGUAUUUUAAACACCAAGGGCAAGAUGAUGCAACUCAUUUAGGAAAAGAUGAUUUUUGUAUCAUUAUUAUGACUGAUUUCCAAGCCGAAAUGCUGGUCAAAUUUGGAAAUGACAAAAUCUGUGUUAAUGGGACCCAUGGUUUGAACAUUUACAGUUUUCAGCUGUACACGUUACUUGUUGUAGAUGAAUAUGAGAUUAUAAUUGGUAUGCACAAUCGAGCUGGGGCUUUAAAUGAAGAAUGUCAAAAACAUAUUUUAAAACAUUGUAAUAAAAUUAUUGAAUUACUUACAAAUGAGUCAAAACCUAUGCCAACAGAUAAGAAUACAGUUAACAUAAAAAAAAAUAUUGAAAAACAACCACGUUUCUUCACUAAGAAUAAAAAUAAUAAGCAUGAAUUUCCUCAAUUGUCUUCGAGUGAAGCUGAAAGUGUUAUUUUAUUGACUGUAUUAGAUUUAUCUAUUUGUUUAAAUUCCCUUACUGCCCGUUCUCCAAUUCUACAAAUUUGGAUUACACUGUUACUUGCCUUGACUAAGCCACCUCGAUUUUUUCUGUCUAAAAGUUGUUGUUAA